Messenger RNA from Cyprinodon variegatus (sheepshead minnow), 2815 nucleotides. RefSeq names its product G2/M-phase specific E3 ubiquitin protein ligase (gene g2e3). The record is from RefSeq and is a predicted model, not a curated record. The transcript is spliced from 15 exons. Gene Ontology annotation, cellular component: nucleus. Gene Ontology annotation, molecular function: ubiquitin-protein transferase activity. The coding region runs from base 198 to 2195 and encodes 665 amino acids. NCBI's taxonomy places the organism in Eukaryota, Metazoa, Chordata, Actinopteri, Cyprinodontiformes, Cyprinodontidae.
UUAUUUUUGAAAGAGGGAAAUUUAAAAGUGGGCAGCGGUAGGAAUAACAAUACAUGAACGAGAGGAAUACAUUUAAUAAAGACGAUUGAAAUAUGAUUCCGGUUUGUUGCCAACUGCCAAUAAUCCACCAGAAAGAAGAAGAAUGAAUAUGAUCCCAGACUAGGAUUAUUAAUCUGAAUAUAAGGUUUGAAACCAUCAUGGGGAAAAGGUCGAGAAGGUUUAAGGAAGCAAGAAAGUCUGGCACCAGUGAGGACUGCUGUGCUCUUUGCAGGCGCAGUGACGACGACCCGGCCAUGUUUGGAGAGAAGCUCAAACUGGAGGAGGAGAACUUCUCCGUCCAUUACUUCUGUCUGCUGACGUCGAGUGGAGUUUACCAGCGAGGAGAAGAGAGCGAAGGCGUCUUUGGUUUCCUUGUGGAUGACAUCAAACAGGAGAUCCGAAGGGCCUCUCGCCUGACGUGUUUUGGUUGUAAGAAGAAGGGAGCGUGCGUCGGCUGCAACGUCAGGAGCUGCAGGAGGGUGGUCCACUUCCCCUGUGGGAGGAACCAGAUGUUCAUCACUCAGUUCACCGAGAUGUUCCCGUCUUACUGUCAGGACCACAGUCCCACUCAGACCCUCAGCGUGGACUCAGACUUCAGCCUGCCUCAGUCCUGCUCCAUCUGCUUGGACUCCAUCCAUCCCAUCCUGUCCUACUCUGUCCUCAAGUGUCCGUCCUGCCAUACCAGCUGGUUCCACAGAGACUGUGUGCAGGUACCUCUGACCCUUCAGGAGAUCUUGUGGUUCGAGGUGAUCCGGUGCUGCCUGUGUGGAUCCAGAGGAACUCACCGCAAAUGUUCUGGGCUGCAGGUGGACACCAGAGACUGGGCCUGCAGCGACUGCAUCAAUGCCACGGAUGGGAAAGCAUCUCUGGUAGCCUCGCCUCAGGGCGGCCAGAAGAGAAGCCUGCUGUCCAAGCGCCACCUGUCUCCCAUGCCGUCUCCUAUUGGCUGUAAAAGACCGUGCACACCGGUAAGACCUGAAUCUGCUGAGGAGUUGCUCCAGUCUCUGCUUCCUCACCAAUACCCCGUCAGCACCCAGGUGGAGGUUCACGGAGACCAGGCGCUGUCGGCGGGUCUGGAGCUGGUCCGAAGGGCCGACUUUGACCCAAUGCAUUCGCUGUCCGUCUGCUUCACAGACCUGCAGUCCACCGCCCCCCCCAGCACUGCCUGCGACGGAGAAGCAGACAGGAAGCACUUCCUGAAGCUGCUGAUGGAGCAGAUCCAGAACUCGGUUGUGUUUGAGGGUCCGAGCAGUUCCAAGAAUCUGGCGCUGGACUCCCAGGCCCUGCGGGAAGAUCUGUACUUUGACAUCGGCUCCUUGCUGGCUCUCUGUCUGGUCCACGGCGGUCCGCCCAUUGGCUUCUUCUCCCACGCCCUCUAUCAGUGUCUGUUCAACUACCCAGCCAACCGCCCCCUAACUCUGAACCACAUGACCCCCAACACACACUUCACCCAGCAGGUCCAUCAGAUCGCUGCCGCCCAGACUUUAGAUGAGCUGAAGGAAGCCACGAGGAGGAGCUGGGAGUACCUGGAGCUGGCUGGCUGCAACAGACUGGUUACCAGCCUGGAAGACAGGGAGGCUCUGGUGGAAGACCUGGUCAACUUCACCAUGAUCACCAGGAUGCAGCUGCCGCUGCAGAGGUUGCGGGAAGGUCUGCACACGUUGGGCGUUUUUGAUCAGGUCCAGCUCAUCCCGUCCGUCUUCUUCGGUGUUUUCUGUGAGGCUGCAGAGCCGCUCACGGCAGAAACGCUCAGCCAGCUCUUCACCGUCAGCUUCUCGGAGCAGGAGGACAAACUGAACCUGGAGACGCCGGUGGUCACCUUCUGGAGACACCUUCUGCUGGAGUGUGAGGUUGGAAGGAGCUCCGUCUCCCUUGAGGACGUCCUCCGCUUUGCCACCGGCGCCAACAAGCUACCAGCAGCCGGCCUCUUCCCGCCGCCCUCCAUUUCCUUCCUCCACCGUCCAGCCCCCUACCAGGUGGGGUUGAAGGAGCAGAGGGAGGGAGUAGAGCAGUGGUUGGAUGAAGGGCUCUUCCCUCAGAGCAAACCAACGUCCAACAAGCUCCUGCUGCCCGUUACCUCCACCUACAAGGCUUUUAAAUGCUCCAUGGAGCACGCCAUCAGCCAUCACAUCCACCUCUUCCCUUUGGACGCCUAGACGGCACAGCGCCUUUGCUUUUUCUAACAUCCUCCAUCGUUAUGAAGUUCUUUUGUUUUGUUUCUUGUACCGUCUUGUUUCCUGAAGUCAGUUAAUGUUUUCUUCAGGGUGUCAGAAGGUGAGUGAAACCACAUGGAGGCUCAGAUCAGAAAGAAAGUUUCCAUCUUUACAAUCUUUCUCCAAGUUCUUAGUUUGAAAACGUUUCCGUUGUGAGCAGGAAGGUUUUCUGGCCUCUCUCCGCUGACACUCAUCUGAAAAACAGCUUUGAUUCAUUUUCUGUUAAAACUAGACUAGGUUUAAAAAUUGAAAUGUGAACUGGUUUUAUUUGUUCCCUCUGAGUUCAACCAGGCGUGUUCCUGAUCAGAGGGAAAUGUCUGAAUGGUUUUAAUGGUUUUAAUGGCAUUGUUGUUCCUGGAUGAGCAGAGAACUGGACCAAAACCAGUGAACUGUAAACAUCUGGAUCUUUGCAGCUUCACCUCUGAGUCCUUUAUUCGUUUUUUUGUUUCUUCUGUCUGUACCGGUUAUUAUUUGUACAGUGCUGACUUUAUACCGUCGCUCUGACUUUAGCUGUUAGUUCCUUCCUGUUUAUGUUGUUAUUUUUUUUAAAACUUUGAUUCUUG